Dromaius novaehollandiae (emu) is the source of this 396-nucleotide messenger RNA. RefSeq names its product gonadotropin releasing hormone 1 (gene GNRH1). The coding region runs from base 1 to 279 and encodes 92 amino acids. The transcript has 3 exons. Lineage: Eukaryota; Metazoa; Chordata; Aves; Casuariiformes; Dromaiidae. Gene Ontology annotation, molecular function: gonadotropin-releasing hormone receptor binding; gonadotropin hormone-releasing hormone activity. Gene Ontology annotation, cellular component: extracellular region. The record is from RefSeq and is a predicted model, not a curated record. Gene Ontology annotation, biological process: multicellular organism development.
AUGGAGAAGUCCAGAAAGAUCUUUAUCAGUGUCGUCCUGCUUAUCGCAGCUGUGGAAAUCUGCUUGGCUCAACACUGGUCUUAUGGCCUACAACCAGGAGGGAAAAGGAAUGCCGAAAAUCUGGUAGAAUCUUUCCAAGAGAUUGAAAACAAAAUGGAAAAACUGGAGGAAAUGCAGAAGACUGAAUGCCCAGGCCCCUAUCAGCAUUCCAGGUUUAGUGAUCUGAAGGGAGCCCUGGCAAGUCUGAUUGAAGGAGAAGCUAGCCGGAAGAAGAUUUAAACCAAAGUCAAAUGGAACAAUGAACUCGGGGUAAAAUUUGAAAGCAAUGUUAAAAACAAUUCCUCCUAAGAUGACCUCUGUUUAGAUUGCAUUAUGUGAAUAAAUAUUCUGAAAUUA